CCCGCGUCCGAGCCAGCCCCGCGCCCUGGCACCCGCCGCCGCCGCCAAGCAGGCGAAGCAGGCCGAGCAGGCCGACAAACGCCACGAGAUGAUCGGAGUGGUCACCAUGCCCGAGCAGGCCAAGCACACCGUCAGCGAGCCCAUGGACGUGCCCGCCAAGCAGGCCCUGUACAAGACUGAGGGGUCGCCGCCGUCUAGCGUGCCCACGCUCAUGGACGGCGGCAACUACAUCAAGGAGGGCAAGGACGCCGCCAAGAGCACCUGCCUCAUCUUUUCGCCCAAAGCUGACGAGGUGGGCGCCCUCGCCCGCUCCCUCAAGAUGUUCGAGGAGCACGGCGUCAACCUGCUGCACAUCGAGUCGCGCUCCUCGCUGCGCGUGCCCAACCAGUACGAGUUCAUGCUGGAGUGCGCGCCCGGCGGCGACCUCGGCUCCGCCAUCGAGAACCUCCGCCAGCAGGCUGCCUACUUCAGCAUCAUCUCGCGCAACUACAAGGACAACAUGGGCACGGUGCCGUGGUUCCCGCGCCGCAUCCGCGAGCUGGACCGCUUCGCCAACCAGAUCCUGUCGUACGGCGCCGAGCUGGACGCCGACCACCCCGGCUUCACGGACGAGAAGUACCGCGCCCGGAGGAAGUACUUCGCCGACCUCGCGUACUUCUACAAGCACGGCGAGCCCCUCCCCCACGUGGACUACACCCCCGAGGAGAUCGAGACUUGGGGCAAGGUGUUCCGCGAGCUGACCAAGAUGUUCCCGCGCUACGCGUGCCGGCAGCACAACCACGUCUUCCCGCUGCUCAUCGAGAACUGCGGCUUCCGGGAGGACAACAUCCCCCAGCUGGAGGACAUCUCCAACUUCCUGAGAGACAGCACGGGCUUCACGCUGCGCCCGGUGGCCGGCCUGCUGUCGUCGCGCGACUUCCUGGCGGGGCUGGCCUUCCGCGUCUUCCACUCCACGCAGUACAUCCGCCACCCCUCGCGGCCCUUCUACACCCCCGAGCCCGACGUGUGCCACGAGCUGCUGGGCCACGUGCCGCUGCUGGCCGACCCCGCCUUCGCGCAGUUCUCCCAGGAGAUCGGGCUGGCGUCCCUCGGCGCCCCCGACGACUACAUCGAGAAGCUCGCCACCUGCUACUGGUUCACGGUGGAGUUCGGGCUCUGCAGGCAGGACGGCACCCUCAAGGCGUACGGCGCGGGGCUGCUGUCCUCGUUCGGCGAGCUGGAGUACGCCAUCAGCGAGAAGCCUGAGCUGAGGCCCUUCGACCCCGCCAAGACGGCCCUGCAGAAGUACCCCAUCACCGAGUACCAGCCCAUCUACUACGUCGCUGAGAGUUUCGAGGAUGCCAAAGAGAAGAUGAUAAAAUACGCCCAGACCAUACCGCGGCAGUUCACUGUACGGUACAACCCCUACACGCAGAGCAUCGAGAUGCUGGACUCCAAGCCCCACGUAGUGCAGUUGGUUCAUGACAUCAAUCGGGAGAUACAGAUCCUGGGUGACGCCCUGAAAAAGCUGUGACCAGGUUUGCUUGGGAAGAUUUUGUAAUGAUGGCAGACUGAUCUAUUUUAGAGGAGCAUUAGGAAGAUUGAAUUAAUUGAGAGUGAUAGUAUGUUGGUCAUAUCAUCUUAUUUCGAGUACAAAAUGACUGGUGGUCAAGAACCUUUCUAUCAUUGUUGUGAUAGCCGUCCAAACUACCAGUGGAGAUGAUCUAAAGAAUCAUUUCACUUAGAUUAAGGAGUAUUGAACUGUACUGUUUAUCAGUGUCAAAUAAGAUUAGGAGCAUGCCAUGACAUCCUUAUUAAUCAUGCACCAUUGACAAUAUGUAUACAGUCACCACAUUGCAUGUAACUUUGAAUGUAAUUUAUAAUUUAUAGGACUUAUUGAGUCCAAAUUUCCAAAUCUGUGUUCCUAUUAAGUUGUAAUAAUGUAUGUAAAUAAAUAAAGAUUAGGUAAAUUUAAA
Messenger RNA from Thrips palmi, 1955 nucleotides. RefSeq names its product protein henna. The transcript has 7 exons. The record is from RefSeq and is a predicted model, not a curated record. Gene Ontology annotation, molecular function: iron ion binding; phenylalanine 4-monooxygenase activity. Gene Ontology annotation, biological process: L-phenylalanine catabolic process; L-tyrosine biosynthetic process. Lineage: Eukaryota; Metazoa; Arthropoda; Insecta; Thysanoptera; Thripidae. Bases 89 to 1513 code for a protein of 474 amino acids.